Messenger RNA from Caenorhabditis auriculariae, 642 nucleotides. The record is from the annotation of a GenBank genome assembly. NCBI's taxonomy places the organism in Eukaryota, Metazoa, Nematoda, Chromadorea, Rhabditida, Rhabditidae.
AUGUCUCUUCUGCUCUACGGAGGCCGCCGUUCGCCACUCGACGCCGUUUUCCGCGAGAUGCGCGACUUGGAACGAGCCAUGGUUAUGCCCUACUGGCAAAACGCCAACUUCUUGGACUUCAACUCGGCUGCUGAUGUUGGCGAGGUCAGUUUCUUGCUUUAAAACGCAAUUUGGUUAAUUUUCCAAGUUGUAGGUAAUCAACGACGAAAACAAGUACGGUCUCAAGCUGGAUGUGUCGCAUUUCCGUCCCGAGGAGCUCCAGGUCAACAUUGAUGGCCGCAAGUUGACUAUUGAGGGCAAUCACGAGUCCAGAACCGAGCACGGAACUACUCAGAGGUACAUUUUUGGUUUCUGGAGCGAAAAAUGGAAUAAUUUCCACUAUUGUUUGAGAAAAUACUUAAUUUGAGACAAAAAAAUGAUUCCACCCAAUUCAACAAAACUGAUUCCAGGUCCUUCGUCCGGAGCUUCUACCUGCCUGAAGACGUCGACGUCUCCGCCGUCCGUUCCUCUCUGACCGACGACGGCCAUCUCGCCAUCGAGGCCCCUAAAGCGGCCACUUCUCGCGGCCGAGCCAUUCCGAUCACUCGCAACGCCAACGAAGCCAUCAAGGCCAAGCCGCAGGAGAACGGCGACAAGAAAUAA